CUCUGGCCCUCGUCGCUCCCGUUUCACCUCCCCGCUGCUGCUGAUCCGCAUUGAAUGCUGCUACCACUGGCACUGGAUUGCAUGCGCAGUGGCGAGUUCGCUGUGCGUGUGGCUUCGGGGACUUGGAUUCUCCCACAGCCGCCUUUUCUCGGAGGAAACAAAACGUGCUUUCUCGCCGUGUGGGUUGGAAUGCUUAAGAGGAGAAUUUUCGGCGCUUUGUGGCCUCACGACGAUUUUGUAGGACGUGCUAUAUUGGAGAUGGAUGAUUUGAAGCCUGGAUCUUGUGAUGUCGUGGUGUUCAUUGCUGAGCGACAGUAAGCGGAGCCUGUUUCGAUACGUAGUAUUUGAAGUCGUGAUGACGGUGUGGAUGAGUUCCGUUGAGUGUGGACCGGGGUGGGAGAUGCUGAAGUGGUGGAUUCUUUUGCAAUUGACCUUGGUUGCCAAGGGUGGUUUAUGUGCUUUCAGAUGUUGAGAUGCUGGACUUUGAGGUCGGUUGUUGGAAAGAGCUUUGGCCGAAGCAUAGGUUUGGCGGUGAAGCUAUCACUCCAUCCUCUUGUUUCAGAGCCAUUCCCUCAUGGACGUAAUGCUGAUAGCCUGCAACCUUUCCAGAUUAGAGCGUUUCUUGGUCCCUCUUCAUCUUUAGUAGAUGCUGAAGCAGUGCCUUCACUGGCGCAUCAAGCUUGGUGACUAUCGAAGCUGUGGAUCUAAUUGUCGGAUAGCUAUAGUUUUGAUAGCAGGGGAUUAGUAUGGACUGUUUUCAGGUUAUUACCGUACCGAUUGUGGAGUUAGGGAACUAGCUGUGCUUCUCCAGGAGUACAAUCGGCAAGGUAAACAGCACAGGUUGAUGCAGGAAAAUGCACUUAAAAUUCUCUUCUAUCUAAGGCGGAGGGUUUACUUGAUUUUAGUGUGCACAUUUGAGCGAGCGAAGGAUUUCAGCGUUUGAAGAAUCGAAUCCACUACCAUGAUUCAGGUUUCAAAAGGUGCAUGAACCUGCGACUGGUUGGAGGCCUUUCAACUGGGGCGUAAAUUUGAUUUCGAUGUCCAGUUUCCCGAUCCUUGGGUCCAGAAGAAAGGCUUGGCUGUAACAUACAAGUUGAAAACAUUCAAAAAUUUCUUCAUUCACUCACUUUUUACGGUUGAGGAUUAAAACAGUCUUGUCGAUAUACCACUAAAUGAGGCUCCAUCAUCUUCUACACUUGGACCUUCAUCGCUCUGGUGGCAUCUGCAAUCAGAGUGCGACUGUCUGGCCGUAAUGCCAAACCUGCAAGCAAUGUUAACGGAAAUGAAGUUUUUGUCGUUAGCUAUGACGGUGCGAAAAAUGUGUACCAUGGAGAUAUUUUUGGCGGCUGCAGUUUCUAUCAUCGUGGCUUCGAUGUAAUUCACCGUCGCUCGGAGAAGGAAGCAGCGAACAGGAAGAAUUUUCUUUCAUCUCAGACCCAAACGGAUGUACAAUUCUCUGGUGCGACCUACGCAGAGUAGAACAUAGUAUGGACUUAGUUUAGAAACGAGAUCAUUGAUUGCUAAAGAUCACAGGGCCGUUUACGCAUCAAAUCGGACUUGAAGUCCAUGCCAGCAGUUGUAUCCCUUGAGUUGACAUAUCCAGAGUGAAGCCAUGACAGGACUGUUUCAAAUUUUUGACCGCUACAGAGCCUUGGCUAGAAGUAAGAAUGUUCCAAAGAAAGCAGGUCCAGUCAGUCAUGGUCAAGCGCAACCAGGAGGUGAGCGUGACCCUAGCUGUAUCAAUCUUGCAUAUCACAUGUUCCAAGAUGAAACAGGACAAAGAAGAGUUACGCUGGCAGGUAACCAUCACUUACCCCAAUUGGAAGCGUCUCGAGAUCCUCGAAGGUCAUCCAUUGACAACAGUGAAGUUAUAGUGGCAAAGACUCUGGACACCCCCAAGGAUAUUCAACUUGCAUCUGAACCUAAACCCCACCCACCUCGCACUUCAUUAGACUCGAGACCCAAACCAAGGCUUUCAUUGUACUUAAAGGACGAAGCUUCUGUUAAUGAUACUUCAGCACCAUCAUCUGCUAAGGAUAUAUCCGUUUCUAUUGAAACUCCUGGAGAUCCUCUCAGCAGGGUACAUUAUCCGAGGUCUCAUUCAACAGCAGCAACUCCCAGAUCGUCGGUUGAUGGUAAAGUGACAGGGAAUGAUGACAGGGAGAGGAAAUUCAGAGACCUCAAGGGCAUGCUUAAAGGGCCAUUCAAGAGAAAAGUAACCAAGGUGAAUAACCAGGAAUCUCCUGGAACUUCGUUUGAUUCGAAAGAAUCGGAUCAGGUUAAAACUGUACGAGAAUUGCAGCCAGAGAACAAGGAGGAUUUGAACGGUUUGCCUAAGUCCGGUCAAAUUGCUCCGGGAGGGAAUGAGUAUAAAGAUUGUGGCAUAUUUCCAGGGAUCCAUACUGGAUGGUUUGAAGGUAGAGAGGCUUCUACACCUCGAUUGACUGUGGAACUGAAAGAUGGUCCAAAACUAACCCGAAAAGAUGAUCAGCGUGUGCUCAAUGAUGAUAGGCUCAGGGUUUCUGAACAGAAAGGUUCUUCCGUAUCCCUCAGAUUCGAAGAAGCCCCCGAUGUCGAAGGUUCUAAAGACUUGCGGAAGAUGGGUUUGGGUCGGAAUUCCAUUGAUGGCAGAGAGUCGUCUAGACCUCCGUUUGAUGGUAAAACAGUGGGAUCAAGACUAUCUGUUGAUGGGUCUCGUGGCUCUCAUCAGCCUUCAGGUAUGCCUCGUUUGUCAUUGAUAUCUGUCGUCGGUAGAGAAGCCCAUGGUCAAGUAACCGCAAACAAUUGGUUUGCGCAAAAUAUCCACACGUCUUUGGAGGCAUCUACACCCGUCUUUCGUAGAGAAGAGAACGCUUGGUGUGAUUCACCUGGAAGAUGGAUUGCUAGUACCUGGGAUGGCGACUUUGACGAUUCCAAGUGGAAGGCAUCAAGUGUGGUUGCUAGGUUGAUGGGCCUUGAAGAUCUGCCAAACUUUGAUGUGGUGAGCAAUGCCGAAUCAGCGACAGAAAUGUCUCCCGAGGAGCAGUGCUCCUCACCUCAAACAGGGCCCUAUUAUAUGGAACCCGACGAAUCGCCAAGUCGAGAUGAUGAAGACUCUUAUCAGGUCUUCGGUACCGAUGAGGUUGUUACUCCUCUUAGGAAGGAUACGCCUAGUAAAUUCAUGCCUGGUGUCCCCUUAGUGCUGCCAGCACGGCAGCUAGCUAUAUCAGUAUCAACCGCCCCUAGGUUGCAGCUUGGAUAUUGCAAGUCACCUGACAGCAGAGGUCAGCAAACUCCUGCUUCUCCGAAAUACUCAGCUGUAUCACCAAAGCACCACAUGAUUGAAAGUCUGCCUCAAGUUCUUAAGCAUCAAGUUGAGCUAAAAAUUUCCAGUGAAGGAUUACUGUACAGCGACAUGGAUCAACGCUUGCGGCAACUGGGUCUCAAAAACACUAUCCAGGAGCGUAAAACUCUGAAGCAGAUUUUGGAAGCCAUGCAUCAGAAAGGUCUCUUACAGCCUCCCCCUCACGUGAACCCUGAGUGGAAGCGCAAUCUUCCAAGACAUAGUUCAAACAGUGGUGCUGCAAAAUCUUCAUUUCUCAACAGAAAGGAUCGUUCUUCAUCUCAAGCCCUUGAUUCUUUCAACGACGACCUUUUCGGGUUGGAUUACAAAGACAUUCCAAUGUACGUAUCCGCUAAAAUGGCCAAAGGUCCGGCAGAAGGUGGUCAUGUCUCUGACAGUUGUAAGUCCCCCUUGAGGGGUAGGACUGGUGAGGCUUCGAUAGUGGUGAUGAAGCCUCUGAAUUCAAAUUCUGCCUCCAAGCUCAUUCUUGCAAAACCUUCUCUAGAGGUGGAUCUAGAAAAGGAACAAGAAACAGUUAUCGCACGUGUGACAAAUGCACCCACAUCGUUGUCUACAUUAGCUACUCCAGUUGCCACCCUUACAAAGGAUGGUAGUUCAGUCAUGAACAUCAGACACUCUUCCAAAAAUGAGACAUCUGCUGCUUCCAGAAAAUUAAAGCUGAGCUCUAAAUCAGAUGACUCGAGGAGUCAAAGUGCUAUGGAAGAGGUUUCAAUCUCUGUGAAGCAUCGGAGAGAACGCAUUGCUGCUCAAACUGCAAAAUUCAAAUCCGAGAGUGGAGAUCUUCAGCAGCAUGACAGCCCCAAGUCGACAAGAUCUUUAUCCCCUAGUGGUAGGAAGUCUGCUAAGACGGGUUCUUCAAUUCGAAGCGCAUUCGGCUCUAGUUUAAGUCAAUCAGGUAAAGCUAAGUCUCGAGCAAGACCUGUAGAAAAAAAGGAUGUUAAAAGUACCACCCAGACAACAAGGAGGGCCAAGCAUAGUCAGGAACAGUUGAAAGAGGGUUCUACAACUAAGCAAGAGCAUCGAAGGGCACCCAGACGCAUCACAUCAGAUCGGAAAUGGGUUGCGGGUAAUAAUACCGAAAACAUUCCAGCAUUAGAGCAAUUUCGCAAUUCCAAGAGUGCAGGAGAAGUUGCAGUACUUCGUAGUAAGAGGACUGAGACCGGCGGUUCCAAUGAUCAAUUCAGUUCAGCAACGCCUGCUGAUGUGGAUACGAAAGGACGCAGAGUAAUGAACUUUGAUAAAUACCAGCUUGCACAGCUUUGCAGUGAAUUUGUGGAGUCAACAGCUGAUUCUUGUAGCGAAAGCCAAGAUAUUACGUUGGAGAGGUCACUGAAUGGAUCGCCCAUUAAUGUUACGUCACCUACUUUAACAGUUUUUGAAAGCCGUAGACUAAGUAGUAGAAGACAUAGCUUAGAAAAGCUUCCGGAUGACUUCUAUGAUGCGAAAGAAAGAUAUGAAUCCAAAUUGGAAGACUCCGAGCUGGAGACAUACAGUGAUGUGGCGCUUUACACAGAUCUGGACAGCUCCGAUGUGCCGAUGAGUCGGGAAGCUCAAAUACAAGAGCCUGAAUCAAGUGCAUUGGACUCUUUGGAACCAUCAUCACCUGGUUUUCAGGAGUGGAGAGAGGGUCGUGAGGGUGGAAAUGGGCAGAUGGCUAAAUACAUUGAGCAACCAAGCCCCAUUUCCGUUCUGAAAAACAUAAAUUUUCAGAAAGAAGAAUUUACGCCAAGUCCAAAAUUUGAGAAAUCGGGUUUUAUUAGCGCUCGAGAUUGCUGUGCGUUCGAGUCAGGAGAGGAGCAGGAGGACUUGAAGAAACCAAUAUGGCAACCCACGGAUCUAUCCACCCCAGCACACCAAAUACCAGUAUUCUCGGGUGAUCCUUUGAAGGAUUUGAUGCAUAAAGUUGCUCGGUCACUUAAUCUUGAUGAUCAGAACUCGUUUCUUAACAAACCUACCCUAGAGAUUCAGGUGCCCUAUGUCUCUGACCUAUUUUCACCUUCAUCUCUGAACUCUGUCCCCCCAUCAUUCUUUUCAAAAGAAGAUGAGAAGGCAUAUGUGAAACAUAUAAUGGUGGCGUCUGGAGUUACGGAGGAAUGUACCGCUCCAAAAGAGUGGUCUAAAUACGGGUCUCUGAUGAAGGCAGACUUAUUUGACCAACUUGAAGAGCAUCUUGAGCUUAGAGAGUCUGCUCGUAAGCAGAACGCCUAUCUGUCAGGAGAAGAGAGAACGGAAUAUCUCAAGCAAGCUCUUGAUAGGCGCCUCCUUUUCGACUGUGUUAAUAGCAUAUUGGAGAGGAAAUGGCAUUCAUACUUCCACCCCCAUCCGUGGGGUGCACAAACUUUUCGUAAGAAACCUAUCGGAGUGAAACUUGUGGAAGAGAUUUGGGAGGAAUUGGAAUCGCUUCGUUCCUGUGCUUUGGAUGAUGACUCUUUAUACGGCAUUCUACAGAUGGAUUUUACCCAGCGAGCUGAAAAGUGGGUGGAUUUUUCAUUAGAAGUUGGAGAGAUUAGUACAGAAAUACAGGAAAUGAUAUUAGAUGAAUUGGUGAAUGCAGCUGUGCAGGAAUGGUCUGACGAAAGCAAAUUCCAUUAGUCACUACCAGUAGCAAUAUAGUUGCAUGUGCCCUUUCAAGCCCUACCGGCUUGGGUUGUAAUAUAUGAACAAAGAUUAGGUUGAUAGAUGAUGCUUAAAUUCAGAUAAUUGUGAUAUGUUCACUAUGUUUUUACCAAUGUGACGAUCCAUUGAAUUUCUUGCGUCC
Physcomitrium patens is the source of this 6101-nucleotide messenger RNA. The record is from RefSeq and is a predicted model, not a curated record. NCBI's taxonomy places the organism in Eukaryota, Viridiplantae, Streptophyta, Bryopsida, Funariales, Funariaceae.